AUAAAUGAAUUGGUGGAUGCCCGAGAUGUCACUAUUGGAUCCUGGUUCGAAGCUCAUAUAGAAAAUGUAACUCGAGCAACAAAAGGACAUAAAAAUGGAAAAGCUCAAGGAAAGAGUGGCAGUAAUUACAAAAGGACUAAUGGAAACUUGAGCCAAGAUCAUUCUAGAGAAAAUACAAAUAAUUUGGACAAUACACCUUCCACAUCUUAUACAGAUUAUAUGGAUACUGAAGAUAUUAUUUAUCGUAUCAAGUAUGAUGAAUACCCAGAAAGUGGCAUUGUGGAAAUGACUGUCCAUAAUCUGCGGCCUCGAGCAAGAACUAUUUUGAAAUGGAAUGAAUUACAUGUAGGUGAUAUGGUGAUGGUUAAUUACAACGUAGAGAGUCCAGAAGAAAGAGGAUUCUGGUUUGAUGCAGAAAUUACCUCUUUGAGGGAAAUUUCAAGGACUAACAAAGAGGCUUAUGCCAAAAUUAUGCUGGGGAGCCCAGAAGAUGUAAUAAAUGAUUGCAAACUAUGUUUUAUAGAAGAAAUAUACAAGAUUGAAAAACCAGGAGCAUAUCCAUUGACAUUUGCAGAUGGAGAGUUCAAAAGGAAGAGUGGUCCUGAAUGUAAACAUUGCAGAGCUGACCCAGAUAAAGAAUGCCGAUUUUGUUCUUGUUAUUUAUGUGGUGGAAAACAGGAUGCACACAUGCAACUUCUCUGUGAUGAGUGUAAUAUGGCUUACCACAUAUAUUGCCUGAACCCACCACUAAGCAAAAUACCAGAAGAUGAGGACUGGUAUUGUCCUUCCUGUAAAAAUGAUUCUAACGAGGUUGUAAAAGCUGGAGAAAAGCUCAAACAAAGUAAAAAGAAAGCAAAGAUGCCCUCUGCCUACACUGACAGCCAACGUGAUUGGGGCAAGGGCAUGGCCUGUGUUGGCCGUACUAAGGAAUGCACUAUUGUUCCUUCUAACCAUUAUGGACCUAUACCUGGUGUUCCUGUUGGAGCAACAUGGAAAUUUAGAGUGCAGGUGAGUGAAGCAGGUGUUCAUAGACCUCAUGUUGGUGGAAUCCAUGGACGUAGUAAUGAUGGAGCGUACUCCCUUGUGUUGGCUGGAGGAUUUGAAGAUGAAGUUGACCGAGGUGAUGAAUUUACUUACACUGGGAGUGGUGGAAGAGAUCUUUCUGGCAAUAAAAGAAUUGGGGAACAUUCAUUUGAUCAAACUUUAACACACAUGAACAGGGCCCUAGCUCUAAAUUGUGAUGCUUCAUUAGAUGACAAAAAUGGAGCUGAGUCUAAAAAUUGGAGAGCUGGGAAACCAGUUAGAGUUGUUCGCAGUUCAAAAGGUCGAAGGAUCAGCAAAUACGCACCAGAGGAAGGCAACAGAUAUGAUGGCAUAUACAAGGUGGUGAAAUAUUGGCCAGAAAUUGGAAAAUGUGGAUUUUUAGUUUGGCGCUAUCUUCUGAGAAGAGAUGAUGCUGAACCUGCACCUUGGACUACAGAGGGAAUUGAACGGUCAAAGAAAUUGGGCCUGAGUUUACAGUACCCAGAAGGCUAUUGGGAAGCUAUGGCGAAUAAAGAAAAGAAAGAUAAAGUAAAAAAGCAGCCUGUGAAACAGGAAUCAGUGGAACAGAGCAAUGGAAAUCAGAAAAGACCUAUUAAUGAUGACAAUAUAAAGCAACCUACAAACACAGCCAAAACGAUGAAGCUGAGUGAUGGAGGGAAGGGAGAAGCUUUUCAGCUAACGCAGGAACAACAAUGGUUGAUACAGGAAGACUCUCCAAACCAGAAACUUUGGGAUGAAGUUCUUAAAUCUCUUAAAGAAGGACCAAAUUUUUUGAAGAAACUGGAACAAUCCUUUAUGUGUGUUUGCUGCCAGGAGCUGGUUUAUCAGCCAGUGACCACAGAGUGCCUGCACAAUGUCUGUAAAAGCUGUUUACAGCGCUCUUUCAGAGCUGAAGUCUUCACCUGUCCUGCUUGCCGACAUGACCUUGGGAAGGGAUACACCAUGGUUCCCAACAAGAUACUGCAGACACUACUUGAUCAGUUCUUCCCUGGUUAUAGCAAAGGACGAUGAUAUGUAUUUGUAACCUUAUUCUCCAAAUGACUGAAUAAACAAAAAAAAGAAACCAUCUAGGAAAACAGUGGACCAGCCAGCUUAAGGGAAUUCAUAUUUACUAUCACAUUGUGAAGCCGCUAAUUCAACCCUCUUUCCCAUUUAGCAAUCUGUUGUGUAGUAACAAUUUCAAAUUCCCAACUUCCUUUUCACAAAGGUAGUUUUGAACAGAUGGCCAUUAGUUUGUAUGCAGGAAUAAAGGCUUUUCUUGGCUCUGGACAUGGUAGUAGCAGGUCUUCAGUUGUUUUUAUAACUACCUCAAAUGGAUAAAACAAAUUUGGGGGAAAGUUUAACAACACAUCUAAUGAAGUUUAGCUACACACUGCCUCCUGAGCAUUAGUUUUGCCUGGUCCAUGCAAUUUGAUUUUGCAACAAGAAAACAGCACAUAAAAAGCCAGUUUUAUCACAGAACAUCAAAUGCUGUGGUGUGCAUAAUUCUUUAUUGUGUUUCCCCUCCUGCUGUCUUUCUUACUCUUUUUGCAACAACAAGCUUUUAGUCUAUUUUUGUGAGCGUUAUUGUGCUCUCGUAUCUUCUGCAAGUUGACUACUAAGGACUGAGAAUAAUAUGAAUGCAUUGUUGCUGUUGAUGUAAAGUGAUUUGUGUUUUUUGCACUUAGAGGGUUUUCAAGACACUCUUAAUUGUGUAAAAACUAUUUCAUAUAAAACAAGCCACUUUUGUAUUAGGUAAAAUUGUUUGCUUUUAGUAGGUCUUGUAUUAGUGGCAAUACAUCUUAUACAGCAUUGAAAGCAGUGCUAGCUUGGAGAGGGCUCAAAUUGCUUCAUAUUGUGAUCUGAAAUUUUAUAUACAGUAUAUUCCCCACCCCUGAAUAUACUUAUUAAAUAUUUUAUGAUUCA
Thamnophis sirtalis is the source of this 2949-nucleotide messenger RNA. NCBI's taxonomy places the organism in Eukaryota, Metazoa, Chordata, Lepidosauria, Squamata, Natricidae. The record is from RefSeq and is a predicted model, not a curated record.